ACAUUCCUACAUCGCCUCUAUAAUUCUUCCAACUAUCCCCACUGUCACACAACAAUGAUGAUGCCACAGUAGCAUCACAUUUUCAGUAAUUCAUCAUCUUAUUCCAUUUACUACUUCUGUGUCUAAUCCAGACAAGUAAAAACACUGCAACUUCUGCCUGGCGGUGAGCCAAGAGUUACCAGAAAGCUUAUUGUCAGAGCUCCAAGUACUCAAAACAGAGUCAUCAAGAUGAUGUCGAGUUAUGUGAUGAGCCCUGUCGACGAAACUUACACGCUGUUUCAAAUCCUGAAAGGAAGCGCACUCUUCCUACUGGUGUUAUGGACAAUUUUUGCAAACUCGCUGGUGUUCAUAGUGCUAUACAAAAACCCACGACUUCAAACUGUUCCUAAUCUAUUGGUCGGUAAUCUGGCAUUCUCCGAUCUGGCUCUCGGAUUAAUAGUUUUGCCAUUAUCAUCUGUGUAUGCUAUUGCUGGAGAAUGGGUUUUUCCUGACGCAUUAUGUGAAGUUUUUGUGUCAGCUGACAUUCUCUGCUCGACCGCUUCUAUCUGGAACCUCUCAAUCGUCGGUCUUGACAGAUAUUGGGCUAUCACCAGUCCGGUCGCUUAUAUGAGUAAAAGAAACAAGAGAACAGCGGGUAUAAUGAUAUUAUCAGUCUGGAUAUCUAGUGCAUUGAUAUCCCUUGCACCACUUCUCGGCUGGAAACAGACUGCUCAAACUCCAAAUUUAAUCUACGAAAAGAACAAUACAGUCCGCCAAUGCACAUUUUUGGACCUGCCUAGCUACACGGUCUACUCGGCAACAGGCUCGUUCUUCAUUCCAACACUGCUCAUGUUUUUUGUAUACUUCAAAAUCUAUCAAGCGUUUGCAAAACAUCGCGCUCGGCAGAUUUACCGUCAGAAGGUUAUUCGAAAACACAUUGAGUCAACUAUUCUCCAUGAGAUUAGCCACGUCCUGCCGACGUCAGAUGAGUUUGCGAAAGAGGAAGAGGAGGAAGAAGAUAGCGAAAGUAGUGGGCAAGUCGAAAACGGACUUGGCAAUGGAAACGAUGCAAUAAUUGAAGAAGACGAGUGUGAAGAUGAAGACUCGGAUGAAAAGCGAGAUGAUCACACUUCAAUGACAACAGUGACUGCAACGGUGACUGGUCCAACUGAAGCUCCAUACAUGAAAAGAGAAGCGAAAAUCUCAAAAUCUGUACCAAUUGAAAAAGAAUCGGCGAUUCAAAAACGAGAAGCUAAGCCUAUGAGGAGUGUUAUGGCGAUCAGUUAUGAAAAAGUAAAACGUCAUAAGAAUAGGAAAGAGCGUAUAUACCGUAAGAGUCUACAGCGAAAGCCUAAGGCUAUAUCAGCAGCCAAAGAAAGACGUGGAGUCAAAGUACUUGGCAUCAUCCUAGGAUGCUUCACAGUUUGCUGGGCUCCAUUUUUCACAAUGUAUGUGCUGGUUCAAUUUUGCAAAGAUUGCAGUCCGAAUGCUCACAUUGAGAUGUUCAUUACUUGGCUUGGGUACAGCAAUUCCGCAAUGAAUCCUAUCAUUUAUACGGUAUUUAACAGAGACUAUCAAAUUGCUUUAAAACGCCUUUUCACUUCGGAAAAGAAACCCAGCUCAACUUCUCGUGUCUAAUUUAUGCUCCUAGUGAUUAUAUUCUUUUUUCUGUACAUUUAAACUUCUACCGCUUUUAUCAGUUACUGUAGAUGCUCUGUGCAGCAUAAAGCAACCAUGUCAAUUGCCAUCUCGGGUUCUAUUGCUUCCAUUUUUCCAUAAGCAAGGUGUAUUUUCCUAGCUUUUUCUCGGUUUUAAUGUCUCAUUCUCAAUUUCUAAUUUCUUGUUUCAAAAUAAACUUACAGACUAAAUUUU
This is a messenger RNA of Caenorhabditis elegans, 1851 nucleotides long. RefSeq names its product Tyramine receptor tyra-2 (gene tyra-2). Lineage: Eukaryota; Metazoa; Nematoda; Chromadorea; Rhabditida; Rhabditidae. Gene Ontology annotation, biological process: G protein-coupled receptor signaling pathway. The record is from RefSeq and is marked reviewed. Gene Ontology annotation, cellular component: membrane; plasma membrane. The coding region runs from base 229 to 1617 and encodes 462 amino acids. The transcript has 12 exons. Gene Ontology annotation, molecular function: signaling receptor activity; G protein-coupled receptor activity.